This is a messenger RNA of Linum tenue, 1567 nucleotides long. Lineage: Eukaryota; Viridiplantae; Streptophyta; Magnoliopsida; Malpighiales; Linaceae. The record is from the annotation of a GenBank genome assembly.
CACAUUUGACCCCAUAAAAAGAUCCCAAUUUCCGACACCAGCAUCCCCCUCCGUUCUCCCCUGCGCUGCCGCCCCCGAAUUCUCUUCCAGAGCUUCCCUACCUGCUACCGCCGCCUCCUCCUCCUCCUUUCCUCUCUGGAGGAAUCUUAGAUGGAAAGACCUGCGGAGGAAAUCGUAUCAGCGUCGUUGAAGAAGCUUGCUUUGAUUUCCACCUCCUUGAAUCCCAAUUCUUCUCGUUCCAUUCCAACCCUUCAACCUUCCACCGAAUUCAGAAGUUUCGUUUUUUCCAGUUUUGUAAUCUUAGUUCCAUGCUGAUCCCUCAAAUGAUUGCCUUCGUAGGAUUUCGUAGACAGAAGGGAAGGCCUCCAAGCUUAGCGAGCUUGUGUCUGGGAGUUCUGGGCAGCCAUCUGGAUGAUGUAAUUGGAGAGUUGAGUGAGAUAUCUGUCGGCGUUCCCGCUCAUAUUAAGCUUGCAAUUGUAGCGAUUGCCCGGCGACGGAAAUUGUUGAAUGAUGAUGUGAUCGUUUCAUUAGCCGACAGUUCCUGGGAAAUUCUUGACAUUUCAGGGUCAGAUGUUACUGAUGUCGGUUUGGCUGAAGUUUCGAUAAUAUGCAGCCAAAUCACGGCUGUGGAUAUAAGCCGAUGCAGUCAGAUUACCCGUGCUGGUGUGGCUGAACUCGUACAGCACUGCAAGUCGUUGCAGACAUUGAGAUGCGGAGGAUGCCCAAGGAGCAAUUACACUGCACGUCGUAGCUUGGGUGUAUUGAAGCCAAAACUGAUUGAUCUGGAAGGAGAUUCUUGGGAGGAACUUGAUGCUGCAGAAAUUGCUCAUGGUGCUGAAUCCCUUCGGUGGCUUAUUUGGCCAAUGAUUGAUAAAAAUUCGCAAGAAACUCUAGCUGCUGAAUGCCCACGCAUCAUAGUCAAUCCCAAGCCAUCACCUUUGGGUUUCCAUGGACUCGAGGUCCCCCUUGAAGCAUAUGCAGACAUUCCAUUGGACAAUUCAGUUGUGAAGGAUAUUAAUCCGACCACUUGGGCUGUAGGUGGUUUUGUGCCGAGAUCUGUGUCACCAAGCGUUUCAGAGAACACCGAGAUUGAGCUGUCGAUGGCCGAAAGAUUCAGACUUGCAUUUGUCGAAAGAGACACAAGGUUGGCCCCCAAGCGAGCAAAGAAUGCCAGGCAGCAUCAGCGUCGUGCUGAGCGGGAGAUGUUGAUGAGUAGCACGAACGCCAAGGCUAUAGCUCUUGCCUCCAGAGCUACCAAAUCAUUGCAUGGUAAAACCUAAAAGCAAAACAGCUGCGACACAAACGUAGCAUCAGAUUGUUGUAUUUUUGGCUUGGAAGUUCUGUAACUGGCGUAUAUAGUUCUGUAAUAUAUCAAAAUUGAGCUGAGAAGCGUUUGCUUUCGGCAGUCAGCAUGUGAAUUGAGAAGAUAUGCAUCAAGCGUUUUAUAUGGUCACCUUGAAAAUUUCCAGCAAAUUGAGUGUACUUCUAGCUUUUUCUUUCAUGAGCUAAUUGCUUUGCAAGAUGAAAUGGUUCAUCUGCCAGCAAUUGAUGAUACUAUGCUUACAGG